CCGAGUCAGUGCGCGCGCGAUGCGACCGGCGGUGCACGUGUGCAACGCUGCGCAAUAAUCAACGGUCACUAAUAUAGUGCUGACGAUGUCGGAUUGGUCGGUAUUUGAUCGCGAGUACGCUGAUCGAUAUGACUCGUACCCGUAUCCGUACUAUGAGGAUAAAUUACAACAGGUGCCGGCGGAAUGCGCGCCGUCUCAAACGCAGGACCCUUAUGCGCCGCCGCCGACUCUAACCCUGCUUCUGUCACCGCAGAUCGCAAAACAACCAUGUCAAUACGAGCAGCUGGUGCCCAAAGGGGACAGUCCACGCGAGAUGCGGAAUAAAGCGGAGAAACAAAGGAGGGAUAAAAUGAACGAGUCGAUAGCCCACCUAGCGACCAUCGUGCCGCCCGUGGCGAUACCAGCUAGGAAGAUAGACAAGAUCAGCAAGCUGCGACUCACAGCGCAUUAUUUGCGAUCACAUCAAUACGUUUUCGGGGACACUAUCGACACUAAGACGAAAUGCAACAGGUUCAGCGUAGAGUUCACGAAGACACUUUUGAGGACGCUAAAGGGUUUCCUCAUUGCCUUAACGUAUAAGGGACUAGUUGUGGUGGUAUCUCCCAAUAUACAAGAAUACCUGGGCUACUCGGAGUUGGAGCUACUCGGCCAGAGUAUCUACAGCUACGUCCACGAACACGACCAUGCGCUUCUAAGAGAACAACUAAUGCCCCAGAAUACCAUGUUGGGUUCCAACGGAGAACUGUUAAUACCAGAAGACCCCGAAGGCAAGAAGAGAAUAGCAGAAGAACUCAGAAACGAGAGGCGAAGUUUCAUUAUUCGGUUUAAGAAACUAAACCAACAGCGAUCGGGGCCGGUGCACUAUGUCACAUGUCACGUGGAAGGGACCCUCCGUAUGGCGGAUAAAGCUUGCCCGAAGUACAAUCGCGUCUGCCAAAUCGUUAGACGCGCCAGGUUCAGAGGCGAGAACCCGACGUCGAGCGGAAAUGAUGUUGUAUUCAUCGGAAUGGCUCGACCGACGACUGAAACAUUCAUGACGGAAGGCGUGCUCGAGUCGUUCAAGCUCGAAUACCGUACCAGGCAUUCUAUUGACGGCGAAAUUAUACAAUGCGAACAACGCAUUGCCCUUGUGACUGGCUACAUGACACACGAAGUCAGUGGUAUGAACGCAAUGAACUUUAUGCAUCGCGAUGACGUCCGAUGGGUCAUAUUCGCAUUACGUGAGAUGUACGUCCAAAACCGUAUCUUUGGUGAAUCCUGCUACCGCUUGAUGACGAAGAACGGUCGCUUCAUCUACAUGAGGACUCGGGGCAGAUUGGAUGUCGAUAAAAAUACCAACGCAGUCACCAGUUUUGUUUGUACGAACACGGUUGUCAACGAAGACGAGGGAAAGCAGCUUAUACGCUUGAUGAAGAAGAGGUUCAAAAUACUCGUUAAUAAUGGUGACGAUAAAGAUACCGAUGAGGAUGAAGCUUCCCAGGAAGUAAAUGAAAAAAAUAUAUCGGUUGAAGAUCCAGAGCAGUUACAAGAAGUUAUUCUUCAUUUGGUUACGAACCUACCAUCCCAAGAUGAUCUAGAUAGCGACGUAACCUCCCCCUCUAGUAGUGAUAAUACUACUCCUCGACUGUCUAUUAUUCCUCCCAAAAAAGAUAGGAUUGUUAAGGCUAUAUUGAAGAGUACUUUCGUUAUAGGCAACCAACCGUCCUAUGGAAAAAGCUAUAGGAGAGACAAACUCAGACCUUUCCGCUCAGUGUCUCAGACUCCUCCAGAGGAUCCGGCGGAGCCCCAGCCGGGGCCCAGUGGGAUUUGCGGGGUUAGGCGCUCCCACGAGGAUACCGAAGAGGAGCCCCCGUCGAAAAUAUUAAAGAAUGAAGACAUUUAUUCCGAAGACAGUCUCCUCGAAGCCCUGCGUCUUGAUGCCGAUGAGCAAAUUAAGAUUUCUGAAAUAGAUGCCAAUGGCAUAGACUACAAAAACGUCUUAGAAGAGGCAAAGAGGGACAAAAGUUCAUAUUUCGAAGAUUUCCUCUAAACAGUUUACGAUUCUUCAUUCUUAAAUCAUGCGCAUCUGAUUUUCCUGUGGAGCGCGGAUAUUUUGAAUGAAAGUACAUUUGAUCCUGUUUAAAUAUGAACUUUAAAUUUCAAUUGAUAUAAUUAAAGUGGAGUUGUGAGUUGUUG
Messenger RNA from Zerene cesonia (dogface butterfly), 2175 nucleotides. It is a transcript of the gene BmMET2, whose product is annotated as aryl hydrocarbon receptor nuclear translocator-like protein 1. The record is from RefSeq and is a predicted model, not a curated record. The transcript is spliced from 10 exons. Gene Ontology annotation, cellular component: cytoplasm; aryl hydrocarbon receptor complex; nucleus. Gene Ontology annotation, biological process: regulation of transcription by RNA polymerase II. Gene Ontology annotation, molecular function: DNA-binding transcription factor activity, RNA polymerase II-specific; RNA polymerase II cis-regulatory region sequence-specific DNA binding; protein dimerization activity. Bases 86 to 2029 code for a protein of 647 amino acids. NCBI's taxonomy places the organism in Eukaryota, Metazoa, Arthropoda, Insecta, Lepidoptera, Pieridae.